Molecule: messenger RNA, 1664 nt
Organism: Truncatella angustata
Lineage: Eukaryota; Fungi; Ascomycota; Sordariomycetes; Amphisphaeriales; Sporocadaceae
Exons: 2
Coding region: 419-1429 (336 amino acids)
Source: RefSeq, a predicted model, not a curated record
AUCUGGAACAAGAGACGCUGGAGAGCCCACCGGAGUGUGCUCGUAAAGUAAAGACCAAAUUUCACUGCCACACGGCAAAGACCGUAAUGGCGAUCAUGAAGCCUGCCAUAAUACGAACGAAACCUAAGCGCGUUUUCGCUUGAUAGGUCUUUGCUGUACAACAUGCGCCGCAUCCACUGGAGGAGACCGAAUUGACGGUUUGGUGGUACAAAUGUAAGCACAAAUGGCUGGUAUGGCAGCAAGGUUUCUUACGUGACGCGUCUGUUUAGACUCGAAGCAUCGCAUAUUCAAGCGAAUUAUUCGGAUGGCACGCGAGCUGCAGUCUGCAUUUUUAGCUCGCUGUUCGUCGGUUAGCGAUUCAUCGUGGAUCAUGGCCUCGAUUAGCUCAAGUUGAGACUGUGCAAGCCUGGGUGCCAUUAUGCUUGGAGCUCACCGCGGCAAUCCUCACGAUUGCAUCUGUUGGUUGACCAGGCCGUACCGUAUGCCAAUCGAAACUGCAAAUCACAACAAUUUCCAAUCGCUGAAAAUUCUGGAAUCUCGUUCAGACUUACGGCUAGAAGUGGCCACCAAUGACCGAGCUAUGGGUUCCGAUGCGGGCUGGGAGGUUAUGCUAUCGCACAACAUGAGAAACGGAACAACAAUUGGCUUCUGUAAAGCAACUCGGUGGCAGAAUGGUACAACGCCUGAAUGUCUGGAUAAGUCCAUUGAGACGCUUUUACAGGGAAGGUUGAGCCCGGGUCAGUUGUGUCAUCCGAUGCUUUUGCCGAUUAUUAUAUUCAGCCAUGAAAUAGAUGACAAUAUAGAAGAGAAGCAGAAGGAGGCAGUGGAUAAUCUCGAAGAACUCACCAGGGCAAUCGACAAAUUCUGGCGACGAAAGCUAGUACGCCAUGGAGAGCUUACCGGCGAGGAAAUCGCCACAUUUCAUGGAGAAUUGGUGGCUUGCCACGAUAAGGUCCUGUGGAAACGACCAGCGCGAUACCUCGAAGUUUUGAACGAAAUGCAUGAUGCAUUAUUGACAUUGUAUGCGGGAUAUGAUGCCGAUAGAAAACAUUUCCUCGACAGUGCUUAUAUUGAGCUCUUGGCCCGGGUUACGUUCUAUCAAUCCCAGCUGAAAGCACUGAAAGCAAGCGCAGAUCGUACUGCGGCAAAGUUGAAGACGCAGCGAGAAUUAUUGCAAGCAUUGAUAUCAUUAGAUGUCUCGAGGCACCAGGAAAAGCAGCAGAAAAGAGAUAGGGAAGAUAGUGAUCGCGUAGCGGCCGGGCAAACACUUAUCGCUCUUCUUGGUAUCUUCUUCUUGCCGGCGUCGUUGGUGGCGGGCAUUCUCAGCACAACGUUCUUUGAUUUUAGAGAUCCAGUCAUUCUGUCAGAUAAUUUCUGGAUUUACUGGAUGAUUACCUUGCCAUUAACGACAAUCGUUCUUGGUGUCUGAAUUUGGUACAAAUUGCACCAAGCCAGAGAAGCACAGGCGGCGACACGCCGGGACAGAAAACGAGCAAGAAGGUAUGCAAGAGAACAGUAGGGAAACACCGUGGCUCAGCCCAACGGAUGGCCAGGGUUUCAUAGAAAAUAUUCUUGCGGACUUUACUAGUGGGGACUUAUCAGGCGAAUUUAAUAAAAUCUUAAGCUAGUAGUAUAGCGACCGCUUAUCUAGCAUAGUAUCCUAU